Anolis sagrei ordinatus is the source of this 2989-nucleotide messenger RNA. RefSeq names its product solute carrier family 7 member 4 (gene SLC7A4). The record is from RefSeq and is a predicted model, not a curated record. Gene Ontology annotation, molecular function: amino acid transmembrane transporter activity. Lineage: Eukaryota; Metazoa; Chordata; Lepidosauria; Squamata; Anolidae. Gene Ontology annotation, biological process: transmembrane transport; amino acid transport. Gene Ontology annotation, cellular component: plasma membrane.
AGAGUGCCCUCCUCCCUUUUCUCCCUCCCUCCCUCCCUCCUUUCUUUCUUUCCUUCCUUGAUGACGCAGCGCUGCUGCCAGCCGAGCCCCAGCCCAGUGGAGCCUGGCCCCCAGACAGGUGGCUCUACCUGCCAGGCCAGGUGCCUUGGGGCCUCGCCCUAUCAGGGGCCAGGCAAGAAGCCUCAAGACCCCCCUCUUCCCUUCCUUCCCUUCCUUCCCUCCUGCCAUCCCUUUCUCUCUCUCUCUUUCUGUGCCCAGCCCCUGGCAUCCAAGAGAGUGAAGCCAGCAGGUGCCAAGGCUUGGCCCAUCCCUAAACCCAAGGCAUUCAAAGCCUGGUCCAGCCAGCAGGAAGGUCUGCGGGAGGCUGAGUUAAGCCUGGUCUAAGUCAUCCCUACUGAAGGCUUAGGCCCCAUUGGUUUCAUCCAAGAUGGUGAGUCGACUUCCACGCCCAGCGGACAUGACUCGCUUCUGCCAGAAGCUCAACCGGGUCAAGACGCUGGAAGAGGACAUGAUGGAGACAUCUUUCAACCGAUGCCUGAGCACUAUUGACUUGGCACUGCUGGGCAUUGGGGGCAUGGUGGGCUCUGGCUUAUAUGUCCUUACAGGCACCGUGGCCAAGGACACGGCUGGCCCGGCCAUCGUCAUCUCCUUCAUCAUCGCCGGCAUUGCCUCGCUGCUGGCAGCCCUCUGUUAUGCCGAGUUUGGCGCCCACGUGCCCAAGACAGGUUCGGCAUACAUGUUCACCUAUGUCUCGGUGGGUGAGAUUUGGGCCUUCCUGAUUGGGUGGAACGUCAUCCUAGAGUAUAUGAUCGGGGGCGCCGCAGUGGCCAGAGCAUGGAGUGGCUACCUGGAUGCCAUCUUUGACCAUCGCAUCAAGAACUUCACGGAGAGCCACGUGGGCACCUGGCACAUCCCUUUCCUAGCCCAUUACCCAGACUUCCUGGCCUUUGGCAUCCUGCUCAUCGCCACCACCUUGAUCUCCUUCGGGGCCCGGGUCUCCUCUUGGCUCAACCACAUCUUCUCCGCCAUCAGCAUGGGUGUCAUCGUCUUCAUCCUGGUGAUGGGCUUCAUCUUGGCCAGGCCCCAAAACUGGAGUGCUAGUGAAGGAGGCUUUGCUCCUUACGGCAUUUCGGGCAUCAUGGCCGGCUCAGCUACCUGCUUCUAUGCUUUUGUAGGCUUCGACGUCAUUGCCACCUGCAGCGAAGAGGCCCGCAACCCACAGAGAGCCAUCCCGAGGGCCAUCGCCAUCGCCUUGAGCCUGGCCACAGGGGCCUACAUCUUGGUCUCUGUGGUCUUGACCCUGAUGGUGCCCUGGCAUUCCUUGGAUCCGGACUCUGCCCUGGCCGAUGCCUUUUACCGGAGAGGUUAUGCCUGGGCCGGUUUCAUUGUGGCAGCUGGCUCCAUUUGUGCAAUGAACACAGUCCUCCUCAGCAACCUGGUCUCCCUGCCCCGGAUUGUCUAUGCCAUGGCUGAGGAUGGGCUCUUCUUCCAGGUCUUCUCCCGCAUCCACCCCCGGACCCAGGUCCCAGUGGUAGCCAGCAUAGUGUUUGGCAUCCUCAUGUCACUCUUGGCUCUCAUCUUCGACCUGGAGGCUCUGGUCCAGUUCUUGUCCAUCGGCACCCUCUUGGCAUACACCUUUGUGGCAGCCAGCGUCAUCAUCCUGCGUUUCCAGCGGGACAAAACAGGAGCAACUGGGGCAUCCAGUGGAAGUGAAGCCACUCUACCUUCGGCGGAGACCAUCAGCAACAACGAACCCAAGGAGUAUGAAUCAUUCUCGGACAAACUGCAGCUUGUGAGCAAGGAGAAAGGGAAAGGCCAACGGGAACCAGGGCAACUCAAGGCGGCUUUUGAGCCCUACCUGGACUUCCUCAGCGAUUUCUACCCGGGCGAAGUGGUCACGGUGGGAGUGAUUAUCCUGAUGGUCUCGGCCGUCUGCCUGUCAGCCAUCUUGGUCUUUGGGAGGAACCAACUCCACCUGCCCACCUGGAGCUAUGUGUUGCUGCUCCUGCUCUUUGGCCUGGGCUUGGCACUGAGUUUGUUCCUCAUCAGCAUCCAUGAGCAAAAGAAGAGUACCCAGACAUUCCAGCUCCCACUGGUCCCACUGACUCCUGCGUUGAGCAUUUUCAUCAACGUCUAUCUCAUGCUGAAGCUCAACUACAUGACAUGGCUGCGGUUCACUGUCUGGCUGAUAGCAGGCUUAAUGGUCUACUUUGGCUACGGCAUAUGGCACAGCAAAGAGAACCAGCGAGAGCCCCAGGGGCAUGCCGUCAGCGCCCGCUACGUGGUGUUUCCCAGUGGCAGCCUCGAAGAGACAGUCCAGACUGUGCAGCCCAGUACACAGCCCUCUCAGGGCCUGGAGGAAACCCCGGAAGAGGAAGCCAAGAGAUGAUGGAGUGAGCCGAAGCAGCGGAGGCCAGUCCCUUGUCCCCUGCCCAGCUCACCGAGUCUCCAGUGUUGGGGCGAAAAAUGGGCUCUCCCUGUGGGCCUAGCAAGCAACUGCCAAUGAAGCAGAGAACUGAUUGCUUCUCCUGCCUUGCUUGGCCCCCAUCUCUGGGACUGGGAAGCUGGACCCAUCUUGUUGCUGGAUGCUCUCAGAUGCAGUCCAGUCUGUCCCACUUUUGGGCCUGGAAUUGGCCCUGGAUCCAAAGCAAGUAUGUUCCAAUUUGCAACCGCCCCACAGGUGAAAGAACUCACUUCCUGCUUUCAUUACUUCCUUCUUCCUUCUUUGGAAAUCCUUCCUCUUCCUUCCCAUCCUUACUGGGUUCUCUAUGCAGGAGUGCAGACUCCAUUUCCAUGCAUGCAGGUGGGAAAGGGAUGCAGCUUCCCCCCCCCCCCAAAAAAAAAUUGGGAUGCCGUGGAUGUCCAUUCUUGGACAGGACUCCUUGAGAUGUAGUUAACCUCUAUGUCUUCCCAACACCACAUACAUAUGAUAACUCUACAUGUCCCCCUUGAGAUGUAGUUGACCUCUAUGUCUUCCCAACACCACAUA